CGUCUCGUCGCCCGCAAGCUGACUUACCUGCUUCCAUCCGGCGAUCAGACGAUGAACCGGCAGACUCCUGCUCCGUUCAGCGCCGCCGCGGCGCCCAGAGGAGCCGCUCCGACGUACAAAGCGCAGCAGGCUGCAAGAGUUCCCGUGGAAUUCAUACAAGCCAUGAAACUAAUCCAAGGGCAGCCGUCGAAACCCGACGUCAGGACGUUUGUCACGGCUUCUAGGACUCAGCUGGUCCAGAGACGUGCAGGCCAGCCUCCUGUUAAAAAAUGGAAAUCCUCGUUCAAACCGGUCGACGGAGAUGACGACUCUGACGACAAGGACACGAGCAGUUCAAAAGGGGUUGAUCUUUAUGACCCUUACCAUCCUGCCUUGUUGGACUCCGAGCUCGAGGUGAUGAAUAGGAGCAACUCUGAACAGGACAACACGCUGCAGCACUGUUUGUCUCAAGACCGAGGCUGCAAGAAAAAGAGCCGCUGGGACUGCUCUGACCAAGACAUCCAACUCUUCAGGUCUGAGAAAAGACCUUGUGAAAAUCCAGGUUUCAGUCCUGCUCAUAGACUGCCUUACAAUCCAAACACUGAGUCCAUUGAACCACUGAGGUAUGACAACAUAGGCCGACUUCAGGCGCACAGAGGGCAGUCCAGGCUGUGCAGCCCUGACAGGGGCGUUCAUGGCGCCUCAGCACAACGGCUGCCUACAUCUUAUGGAGGACAGAGGACCAACGGAGAGGAGAGGAUGAUGGAGUACCGGAGGGAGGUGUCACCGGUGACCGACGCAUUGAGACUUCCCAGGUCCCAGAGGGGCUACCACCAACAGGAAACCGGGCAGGACCGUAUCAACCUGGGCACAGAGGUGACUAGGAACAGCCAGAAAACGAUUAUAGCAGACGAGAGUCCCAUCACCUGUGACCUCUGUGAAGUUGAGUUGUCUAACGGGCAGGAGCUGGAGGACCACUUGGACAGCAAAAGCCACUGGGACACUCUGGAGCAUAUUCAGCAGCAGAACGACUACGAUGACCUCACUGUAGCUUUUCUACAGGAAGUCAUGCUGUAUAAGAGCCGUCAGUCUAGCCGAGCCAUAGAGGACAGUGCUCUUCAAGCUCUACAAGAAAACGACCACAUGACAAAAGUGGAAAUGUUCCACUGCGCAGCUUGCGACAUCUUUGUGUCCACAUCUGCGUCCUCGGUGCAGGCUCACAUCACGUCUCAGGGUCACCUAUCAAACACAAAGGGGUUUGAGGCGCAGCAGCGACUUGCUUGCCUCAGCAAAGCAGAAACCAUAAUUAAGAAGCUGAAACCUCAGUUUGAACACUUCAUGCAGGGUGGAACCCCAUUUGGAUGACAAGAAUGACUGAAAGGCACCGUUUACACAGAGAUGCCAGUUGUUUUAGAUACAGCUCAGAUGUAAAACAGGUCAGAGUCACAGCCACACCAUUGUUAUGAUGCUCAUGUAUGCUGUUAUAUACUCAGUGCCUGUUUGUGAUUUGUUCAGAAUAAAAUAUUUUGGUUUCA
This is a messenger RNA of Betta splendens (Siamese fighting fish), 1514 nucleotides long. RefSeq lists its product as uncharacterized. Bases 52 to 1344 code for a protein of 430 amino acids. The record is from RefSeq and is a predicted model, not a curated record. NCBI's taxonomy places the organism in Eukaryota, Metazoa, Chordata, Actinopteri, Anabantiformes, Osphronemidae. Gene Ontology annotation, cellular component: nucleus. Gene Ontology annotation, molecular function: DNA binding; zinc ion binding. The transcript has 11 exons.